Rotaria sp. Silwood2 is the source of this 1574-nucleotide messenger RNA. The record is from the annotation of a GenBank genome assembly. Lineage: Eukaryota; Metazoa; Rotifera; Eurotatoria; Philodinida; Philodinidae.
ACUUCCGAGCCUGCUCUACAACCUGACAUAAACAAAUAUUUCGAAGCUUGAAAUAAAUACUUAAUGUCUGAAGUGUCGCGUUACGCGGACAAGCCGAUAGACGAAUUGCUAUUAGUCAAUCAAAUUUUUUUACUUGUACUAUUGAGUUAGCUGAUCAAAAUUUAUUUUCUCAAAACGAUGAUGCUAUUGAUUUAGAUGCGCUUUUAGGACCAGUUUAUUCAACAAGAAAAAGAAAAAGAACAAGUCAAGAAGUGCCAUUCGAUAGUGCGAAUAGUGAUCUAGAAAUCAGUGAUGAUGAGCAGGACAAACUCUGGCAGUCGAAAUCAAUGUCUUCUGAUAAAAAUAGUAGAAAUAAAGAUGAAAAUGAUGUUGCUUGCCAAAAAGAAGAAUUAUUACGAAGGUUUCUUCAUAUAAAGGAUGAGUAUCAUAUAACAGAUAAUGCUAUUAAAGCUAUGCAUAAGUUUUUUAGAGAAACCAAAGUAUCAUUUUAUUCGAUGGCUCAAAUCGAUCGAGUACAGAAAAAAGCUAAUAAAAAUAUUCCUUUAAAAUACACUAAAGAUUCAGCAUAUGUUCCGUUCGAAUUUGCUUUACGAGCUGCUGUUUUUGUUGCUGCUAAAUUUCAGCCUGAUCUUUUGAAAUUGAAUCAUCUUUCAUUUCGUUUAAACAUGGAUGGCACCUUAAUGGAUAUUUUAGCUGAAGCUUCACGAACAGGAGAGUAUGAGCCAGCACAUACGAAGAAGCUUGAAGAAAAAAUUGACGUUCUGAAUAAACAUGCUACGAAUACUAUUGGAAAGCGAUUUUUUUUUAAACUUGAAACAGAAAAUAACGUAAAAACAAUUGUUUCUUGUGGUCGAUUUUCAGGUCAUUUGCAAGAAGUAUUUUUUGUUGACAUGUUUCCAUAUGAAAAAGUAAUUGAAAACCUGGAUAGUUCGAAAAAUGCGAGAAACCUAGUCAAUAAGUUUAAAUUCAUUCUUCAAUUAAUUAAAACGGAAAAAUCGAAAAGAACAAGUAAUUUGGCUAAAGUUGCGAAGUCAUUUGUGAAAGAUUUUCGUCUUUCAGGGCUACGAGCAGGUUGUACUCCUUAUAUGCAUUUGAUAGGUACACAUUUAGCCGAGCAAGAUAAAAACGAAGAUCUGCGAGCGUAUGAUAUGCAAGGAGUUGAAAAAUCGAACGAUUUACUCUCUCGUCUAUAUUUUUCAUCUAGUAAUCGAGCGAGAAAUCCAUUAAGAACAAUGAUUCAGAAUUUGUACAGACGGCUUGAAAUGAAUUUCGCUGAUCCUAAGGAUCGUGCAGCGAUGAAUCGAUAUUCCCUGAAGGGAACAUGGACCACUACUGAUGAUGAAGAAGACAGCAAUAGCAUAGAUGAAAUUUCCACCUGUUCUUUCAGUUCCAUUCAAUCAGAUGAAUCUUCUGUUGAUGAUAGUGAGGAACAAGAAGAAAAUGAUGAAUUAGAGGACGACGAUGUCGAUCAAGCUCCUUACUAUGUAACACAAAACAGUUUUGCAGCCAAUCGAACAAAAAAUCGUUGGAAAAGUUUCAAGAAAAAUACGACUAUUGAAUUUGAAAACAGUUAA